This is a messenger RNA of Salvia splendens (bonfire salvia), 974 nucleotides long. Its product is annotated as L-arabinokinase-like. The transcript is spliced from 11 exons. Lineage: Eukaryota; Viridiplantae; Streptophyta; Magnoliopsida; Lamiales; Lamiaceae. The coding region runs from base 99 to 974 and encodes 291 amino acids. The record is from RefSeq and is a predicted model, not a curated record.
AGGUUGUUGUUUGUGUACAGAAACAGAAAGAGAGAGAGAGACACACAGAGAGAGAAGCGAAUCUGCAAAUCUAUUAGUGGAUCCAAUAGAAAAAAGAGAUGCAGGAAGAAAAGCCUCUUGUUUUUGCCUACUAUGUCACCGGCCAUGGAUUUGGCCACGCCACCCGUGUUGCCGAGGUGGUUCGCAAUCUCAUCCUUCUAGGACAUGAAAUUCACGUGGUUACAGCUGCUUCGGAGCACAUUUUUACCACUGAUAUACAGUCACCUAAACUCUUCAUCCGGAAGGUGGUAUUAGAUAUUGGAGCCAUUCAAACAGAUGCGUUGACGGUUGAUCGUCUUGCAUCCUUGGAGAAGUAUGUUGAGAUAGCUGUGGUACCUCGGGAUUCUAUAUUGUCAACUGAGGCUGAAUGGCUGAAAUCCAUAAAUGCUAGUUUAGUGGUAUCUGAUGCUGUCCCUAUUGCAUGCCAAGCAGCAGCAGAUGCUGGAGUUCGUGCUGUUUGUGUGACCAACUUUAGUUGGGACUUCAUAUAUGCCGAAUAUGUUAUGGUGGCUGGACGUCAAAGUCACUCUAUCAUUUGGCAGAUAGCUGAAGACUAUUCUCAUUGCGACUUCGUUAUACGUCUCCCAGGAUACUGCCCAAUGCCUGCUUUUCGAGAUGUGGUUGAUGUACCUCUUGUAGUUCGGAGAUUACGCAGGUCACGGGCUGAGGUUAGGAAAGAGCUUGGAAUUGCGGAAGACACAAAAGUUUUGAUUUAUAAUUUUGGCGGACAGCCAGCUGGGUGGAAGCUUCAGAAGAAGUAUCUACCCGAUGGGUGGAUAUGCUUGGUUUGCGGAGCAUCAGAAGGGAAGGAGCUUCCAGAAAAUUUUAUUAAACUUCCAAAGGAUAUUUAUACUCCUGAUUUUAUUGCAGCCUCAGACUGCAUGCUGCUUGGUAACCUUACAGCAAACAUCUUGCAAUAUUUUUCUGAUGAAUGA